This is a messenger RNA of Pomacea canaliculata, 4551 nucleotides long. RefSeq lists its product as uncharacterized. The record is from RefSeq and is a predicted model, not a curated record. The coding region runs from base 424 to 3036 and encodes 870 amino acids. The transcript has 12 exons. NCBI's taxonomy places the organism in Eukaryota, Metazoa, Mollusca, Gastropoda, Architaenioglossa, Ampullariidae.
GAACUUUCCUGCUCUUUCAUAUAUUUUUGUCUUCCCUCUUUCUUUCUAUCCUCUGUUUGAAGGGCACAAGGUGGUUGUAGAGAAAGGUCGUGCUUGUGUCUGUGUGGUUGACAGUGUGUCUACGUGACCAUGCAUGUGGACGUGCAUUUUUAUACUGCAUUUAUAUACUGCUCUACCAUUGUGUGUGAAAGGGAAAGAUUCCGGGAAUGCCCUUAUCUAAAACUAGAGAUCCGUGCGCCAUGUUUUUGGAAGUAGGUAACAAAUGACCGAAGAACCAGACUUUCUACAGAAACUUUGAAGGUGCUUUAUUCAGUGAUUGUAUUUCACUGAGAAUCCUUGCAGCCAGAUGAAUUCAGAACAUUGCACGCUUCCUGGACAUUUCAACAGAGGAGACAUCGCUAAAAUCUUCUGACAUCUUCAACUAUGGACAAAAUCCUUUUGGUGCUUUUCCUGCAGAUUGUUACUGCUUCAUCGGAAGAGGGACACAUCACAUGUACUAUCCCGCCAGUAAAAAUGUUCCAGGACGCGGUUUUGACAUGCAACUUUCCCGAAGACCUGAAUGUGACCAAGAAAGACUUCGCAAUAUACCACUACCUGAAUAAUAUUAGAGAUGAUACUGUCGACUGCUGGUGGAUUAGGGGUGAAAUGACCUGCUCUGCAAAACCGGAUAUCGUGUAUCAAACAAGAGUCAACAGAACCUUCACUAUAUCAAUUCUCAAUGUGUCGUCAGCUCACACAGGACAAUAUGCUUGUCAGGUGGCUAACUACGACCCGAAGUUAAUUCAGACCUGUCACCUUCAAAUUAAGUUUGAUGCACAAGAGGAUCACGGAAAUACGUUUGCUGUCGUGUUGUCAGUAGUUUUGGUGGGAGCAGUUCUUUUGGCAAUUUUGGUCAUCGUCGUAGUACUGAAAUGCAGAAGGCGAUGCAGAUGCAAGAGGGAAGAUAGACCUGAAAGCAGAGAAGGACAACCAAUGAUUGUCACAGACAAAAGAGUGACGGAGGAGUUUCAAGAAUUUCUGUUAAAGAAAGUCAGACAAAUGUUCCCGGAUAUGCUUAAUACCUGCUACUUUGUGCCUCCAAUCUACUUCAACAAAACUCGAUAUAAGACAGAAACUGUUGCCGGUCAAGUUGUUUACAUUCCUGAUCUUCCAGACCCCAGUGAUGUCCUGUACAACAAAGCCAUGGAAACUGUUUUGAGUUGCUUGCGCCGCAUCCUGAAAACUAAACAGGAACGAAUGUUUGUUCUGACACACUUUAACUACGAUGACUACUUGAACAACCCUGACCAUAAUUUUAUAACACAUGGCCUGCCUGUUCCUGCUGGUUUGAAAAAAAGGAAAGGAGAAAACAAGAUCGGUUGUUUUGAUUUUCUCAUCCUCCAUCGGCAGUACGGGGUGGUGGUUGGGGUGGUAAAGACUGUUAGUGACAAGUAUGACGGAAGUGAGGAUACAAAGAAGAAAACUGAUCACCUGCUGAUCACAGAGGUGUCUGAAGCUAUUCUACAACUGACAAAGGCAGCUCGUAUGAUAAAACAUCUCAUGUCAGACCAGAAUCACCCUCUGAAAGUUCGACAGGCCAUAGUUUUACCCAACGCCGAGCAUACCACGCUAAACCGGGUUCUCCACAAUCACCGCGGUCUGGCUCAGAAGCUGCGGAAGUGCUUUCAAACCGAAGACGUCCCAGUUCAGCUAUGUCUUUGUGCCGACCAACUGACUGAUCCUCAUCUGAUGACCUGGUGGGACAGCUUGAUGAAUAAGUCUACAGAUGACGAUAUUAUGAAAGAUGACCUGUAUGAAUGCUUGAUAGCAAGAUUCUGUGGGCCUGCUACUACAUCUGCUGUAGACAUUCCAAGAACACCCGAUUCCCUUCCAUUGCCCAAGACUCUGGACCAAGCCGUGUCCGUAACCGGAGAUUUGUUUGAUCGUUGUACACUGUACCCGGGUAUGACAGACCUCAUCCAGGAGCCUCGGGUGUUUCUUUCAGGACCACCAGGCACCGGAAAAACCAGGCUACUGGGUCUUGUGGGACGAAAAUGGUUAUUUGAAGGUCAUGUGGUGCAAAUAGUUAACACUUCAACGGAACUUACUUCUGCAACAAUACAACUAGUAAAGAUUCUGCAGGAGGCACAAUCAUCAGACAUUUCACCGAAUGGGAUGGUUGUCAGCUUAAAUUGUAACAUAGAGAGGAGACAGGAUAUCCGUGACACGAUUACCAAACUGGAAGCAACUGCAGGCGAAAAACCUGUUUGUGUACUUGUUGAUGACCUGGAAAUUAAUGCGGAGAAGUCACAGCAGAUUCACAAGUUUUUUAAAAGCCUACGUAUGUGCUUGCCUAAUAUCCAUUGCUGGGCAAGCAGCUGCAGCACUGAUAACGCGCCAGAAGGCUGGCGGUCAGAGGUUCUCACCAUACCUAUAAGCUGUCCACCAGAUGUACUACGAGAGGCGAUGAAAGAAAAACGUAUUCCCGGCGUACUACCGUAUUCAGAGAGCAGGUUUACAUCACCUACUAAAGGCAUGCCUGUGAUCAGCAUUUCUCACCAUUAUUGUGCAUCCAACAGCCACAUAGAUUAUAAGAUGUGUGGAAACGAAAUUCUGAGGUUUUUAUCACAAGCUCUUCGUAUUUCUGGCAUCGGAGCAAACCCUGGGACAAUGGAUAUGUCAACAGCCCUCAGGUACAGAGACAUAUUAAUGUUGUUUGAAGAUGAUGUCACACAGUUUAUGCCUGUGGUUACUGCUUUUAAAGAAUCAGGAAUCCCUGUGCAGAUCAUUGACUACAAGAACCAAGAGGAUGUGUUAAAUAGUAAUGUUGUGAUUGCCGCAAACGCCGGUUUCUUGUGCGGAAUUAAACGAAAAGUGGUUAUUUAUGUUGAAGGAGAUACAGAGCCAUCAGACAUCUCUGCGAGCUGGAACAAACUGCGCAGUAUAACCAGCUGUACAUCCCAACUAGUGUUCGUUUCCUUUGCGUUCAAAAAUGUUUGGAAUGCAGUAGUAAAAGUAGCAGAUUAUGUGAUAACAAAUUUGAUUGGCCCAAUUUAGGCCUCUGUUACAAACACAAGGUUGUGAAAAGUACAUGGACUAACAGAUAUGGUCUGCCAAGGGACUUUGCUUGUCUUCCGUCACCUUUGAAUGAAGUUGCCAAAAAUAGUCCUGUUGUGCCGAGUUAUAUGUCCAAGUGGGAAGUCGACUGUGUACAUAGCCAUUGAUGUCGUCUUGUCGAAUGUAAAUUAGGAGACAUUACUUCUAACUCUUCGUAUGGAAUGCACGCAUUUUUCUCCAAUUCAUAAAUCAAUCUGAAAGCUAUGGUUGACAUGUGGAUACUUGAUGUUGUCACGUUACCUUGUUUUUCACCCCUUUUUCCCAAUCUGGACAUCUCAGGGUGAAAGGCAAUCACACUUAUUCGCCCUAACUGUCAAACGAGAGUGUAUACCAUUAGCUAUAGUUACAAGUUCUAUUUAUCUAUUGCUGUAAUCCUAAUGUGGAUUUUUUUUAUUGCAACUGCUUACGAUGAGGACUGAGAAAUUGUCCAGCAGAAAACCUUUUUGAACUGUUGUUGGCUCAUGCAAAUCAGUGCUUUGCUUUAAAUGUACAUGUUAAUCAAAACCUCUCAGUCCUCGUCUCAAUUUUCUAUGCUCUUAAUCAGCACAUUUAAUUUUAUCUUCAUCGAAUCAAAAGUGUUUUCCCUUCAAUUUCCUGUAACCUUGUAGCAUUCAUCUUUUUGUAAGAUGAGUGAGAGUCAUGGUUGGUGAAAGUGUCUGGCAUUCUAUGGACGUAGAACUGAUUUCCAUCAACUGCCACUGUGGGAUGUUAGGUAUGUCACUUCAGAAGGUCAUCGUAAAGACAGGAUGAAUUAGUAAUUUCUUGCUCAAGAAUUGUAUUUGUUUUUGCAACUAAAAUAUUAAUCUCAAUGGUGGUAAUAUGUAACACCAAUGCCCACAACACUGCUCAGACAGGGACGUGCUGAUUUUGUUUGAAAGGGUCAUUACAGAAGAUGUACCUAUGAUGACAAGUCUCAAACAGAAAGUAAUUCCAAUGAAGAUCCUCAGCUAUAGAAAUGAGAAGACUGCUUUCAGGCAUAAAAGUAACACUGUUUUUGGUAGCUAAAGCAGGUUUUCUGAACGGAGUGAAAAGUAAGGUCGUUGUGUGCGUUGAGGGAGAUAUAAAAAGAUGGAGAAACAAAUCUCAAUCGACGUGUAUAAAACGGUUAUUGCUUGCUUUUUUAAUCAAUAAAUUAAAGUUGCUUUGUUUGUAUCUAUAAGCUUUAAGACUCCACAGUUGUAGACACAAAAUAAAAUAUCUGACGCUUUGUCUCGUGUCUGUUAAAGAGACAGAGCAAAAUCAAAUGAGAGUUUAAGAUAAGGAUGAACCGAUGCUCACGCCAGGACGCUGAGAAACUAAUAUUUUUGUGUUUGCUAUGCAUUGCAAAGUUCAGUGCCUUGUCUUCAGAAGACGGUAGAAUAUUUUGGUUUACACUCUUUUUAAAAUAAAGAUUCUUGUGUGUAUUCUUAACAAAAUAAAUUGAAAGUGAUGUGGUAAUAAAGAUGUAAACAAUAA